This is a messenger RNA of Prosopis cineraria, 569 nucleotides long. RefSeq names its product xyloglucan endotransglucosylase/hydrolase protein 3-like. Bases 74 to 358 code for a protein of 94 amino acids. NCBI's taxonomy places the organism in Eukaryota, Viridiplantae, Streptophyta, Magnoliopsida, Fabales, Fabaceae. The record is from RefSeq and is a predicted model, not a curated record. Gene Ontology annotation, molecular function: hydrolase activity, hydrolyzing O-glycosyl compounds. Gene Ontology annotation, biological process: carbohydrate metabolic process. The transcript has 2 exons.
UCUCUUUGGUGAUACACGUACAGCUUCUGCAGGGUUUAAGUCGUUGCAAACCUUUGGAUCCGGAUGGUUCAGCAUGAAGAUUAAGAUGCCCCAGAAUGAUUCCACCGAGUCAUCACCACCUUUUAUGUGGUUCGUGGACGGCAUGCCCGUGAGAGCGUUCAGGAAUAACGGAGGAAGUUUCCCAAUGCGAGCACUGAGCAUUAUUGGGACAAUAUGGAACGGGUCGUGGGCGUCAAUCGGGGCUCCGGUGAAUUGGAACGACGGACCCUUGUUGGCUUCCUACAGAGGAUUCGGCAUCACUGCAUGCCCAACACAAAGCCCCAACGAUCCACAGUGCAACGAUUCUUCAAAGCAUUGAUGGAACGCACUCAAGUACUGGGCUCUUGACCCUCUUCAGAAGAAACUCUAUCAUGACGUGUGAAGCAAGUAUUUGGUCUGAUUAUUGUUCUAAAAUCCUAUCCCCGAGUGCCAUGUUGAGCCGUAGUUUAAUUUUUAAUUCCAGUUUUUAUUUGUUGAUAUAAAUAAGAGGAGACUGACUGACUCCCAAUAUCCCAACAUAUAUAUAUAUA